Messenger RNA from Osmerus eperlanus (European smelt), 9882 nucleotides. Its product is annotated as intermembrane lipid transfer protein VPS13B. The transcript has 48 exons. The record is from RefSeq and is a predicted model, not a curated record. Lineage: Eukaryota; Metazoa; Chordata; Actinopteri; Osmeriformes; Osmeridae. The coding region runs from base 1 to 9795 and encodes 3264 amino acids.
AUGGCAGGCAGGCAGUUCUUCCACCUGGCCCUUUGCCACAGAACAGACGACGUGCAGUGGUGGCGCUGCGAAACCUGCCGGACGCCACCUCAUCCUGGCUCUGUGUUUUUUUUGCUUUUAUUAGGUGUGAAACCCCCGAGCCCAGGCCCGACCCUGGAGGCCUCGGUCCAGAACGUGGAGCUGAAGAUCUGCAGCCGCGCCACACUGCACUGCGCCUCUGGGACCGUGGGAGCUGUUAAAGUGUGUGCCAGGACCCCAGGCUCGGCGGAGGGGGCGAAGGAGCGCCUGGUGCCGUUGAUCCAGGGCCCCUCCGACACCAAGGAGCUCCACAGGCGCCGCUGGCUCAACGAGGUCCGCAAGCCCGAGUCUCUCCUGGCCCCGGACCUGCUGGCCUUCUCUGUCCAGGUGCCCCAGACUGGACACGACUGCAGGAACUCAGGGGCUGUGUCACUGGUCAGUGUCCAGGGAGUGGCGGUCAACGUGGAUCCGGUCAUCUGCACCUGGCUGCUGCACCAGCCCCAGAGAGGCCCCAGCAGACAGCAACAACAACUACAGCAACAGGCUUCAGGCACGGUUCCCAUGGUGAUGCCCAUGGCUAAACGGAGGGAGGACGAGAUGUCCGUGGGGAGCACUCCAUUGGCCAAGCAGCCUUCCAAUCAAGCCUCUGACUACGCCAGCAGCCCAAUGAAAACCAAAACGGUGACAGAGUCCCGUCCUCUGUCCAUCCCUAUGAAGGUGCUGCCCCCGUCGUCAGAGUCCUGGUCCUCACCCGAGGAGAGGAUGAAGGAGCUGAUUGGCUGGGUCUGGGACGCCGUCAAACGCCUCACACUACAGUUGGAGCUGCAGUCGUGUUGCGUGUUCCUGCCCAACGCCAGCCUGCCCUCCCCCAGCACCAUCAUAUGUGGGGACAUCCCUGGCACUGUGCGCAGCUGGUACCACAACCAGGCCGCCAUGCCUGGGACUCUGGUAGUCUGCCUGCCCCAGGUCAGCGUGCUCAGUGCCGGGCACAGGUACAUGGAGCCCCUGCAGGAGAUCCCCUUUGUGGUGUCCAGGCCCAUCUUGGAGGAAGGUGAUGCCUUCCCCUGGACGGUGAACCUGAGCCAGUUCAGCAUGUACACCCUAUUGGGCCAGCAGCGCUCUCUCAGUCUGCUUCAGCCAAUGGGCUGCACCUCCACCCUGGCCCUCACCUCCCACAAGCUGCAGGGGGCGGGGCCCGACCCAGGAAGACACGCCUUCAUCGUCUGUCUCCAUGUCGACCUGGAGCCCCUGCACCUCAAGUGCUCCAACCCGCAGGUCCAGUUACUGUACGAGCUCUACCUCAGCUGGAGUUCUACCUGGGCUCGUCUCCAGAGGCGGGGCAUCCUGCGCCAGACCUCCAGCGUCCCAGAAGCCCCUGCAGGGGGCGCCCCCAGCUCCCCGGUCCGCAGCAGCGCCGGCACCAUGCCCCCCGACACCAGCACCUGCAGCCCCUCCGCUGACUUUGGCUCCCCCACAGAGGGGGACUCGGUGCCGGCGGGCGAGGACUGCGCCUUCCCAGACACGGUGACUCUGGAGCAGAAGACCAGCUGCAUCGGAGGCACCAGCGGCAGGCUCAGCCUGUGGAUGCAGUGGAUGCUCCCCAAAGUCACGGCCAAGCUGUUCGCCCCGGACCCCGCCUCCAAGAACACAGAGAUCUGUGUGGUCAGCGAGCUGGAAGACCUGAGCGCCUCCGUGGACGUGCAAGAUGUCUACACCAAGAUCAAGUGCAAAGUGGGGAGUUUCAACAUCGACCACUACAAGAGCAGCCCAGAGGAGGGGGUGCUCAGGGCGGGGCCCUGUGGGGGCGUGGUCCUCUCUUGUACAGACAAGCUGAACAGACGCACCGUGCUGUUCCCUCCAGUCAGCAAGCAGGACUCUUUCAGCCACUUCCCUGCCUUCUUCCCCCCUACUGCCGCCAAGGUUCUCGAAGUUUCCCACCAGCAGCACGGCUUCCUGUCGAUCACCUACACCCAGGCUGUCACCAAGAACGUCCGCCACAAGCUCACCACGCGGCCAAUCAGCUCGCGCGGCGGGGGCGGGGUGGAGGGGCUCGCCGACGCCUCGCCACACUACCUGCGUGAGAUCCUGCUGACGGCUCAGCCCUUCGACGUGGUCCUCUCCUGUCCGCUGCUGGCCACCGUAGCCGGCCUGUUCCACGCCACGUUGCCGCGACGAUACCGCGACCGGGGCAAGUCGUCGGGCCAGCCAAUGAGGAGCCACACGCUGACGUCCCGUUGCCUCCCGCUCAUCUACAUCAACACCAGCGUCAUCCGAGUGUUCUGCCCCAGCAACCAGGACCAACACGCUGGCCCAGAGCCCUCCCAGAGGACAGAAGACACCCUGGUGCUCAAGGUGGGCUCUGUCAGUGUGGCACCCCAGGCUGACAACCCCCUGACACGCAGUGUCCUACGCAAGGACAUCUACCAACGGGCCCUGGUCCUGGGUGUCCUGCGUGACCCAGGUUCUGAGGUGGAGGACCGGCAGUACCAGGUGGACCUGCAGGCCAUCAACAUCGGCACCGCCCAAUGGGAGCAGCUGAAGCCCGAGAAGGAUGCUUCUAAAGGGGGCGUGCCGGCUGAGGGCGAGAGGAACUCUCAGAACCCCGCCCUGGAGUGGAACAUGGCGAGCAGCAUCAGAAGACACCAGGAACGCCGCGCCCUCCUCACUCCCAUCCUGACUGAUUUCUCGGUCCGCAUCACCGCCGCGCCCGCUAUCAUCUUCAGCAAACCGGUAUCCCCCGACAACGCUCAGACCGAGGAGAUAGUGGUGUGUGGUCACUCUCUGGAGGUGAACGUGACCAGUAGCCUGGACGUCUACCUCAGUGUGGCCCAGGUCCAGCUUCUCCAGAAGCUUCUCCGAGACAACAUGGUGGGCAGCGACACACCAGAGAAGACCUCCGAGGCGCGUGGUCAGGAGCAGCAGCGCGGCCGGGCCGACCCCAGGGGCGGGGCCUCGUCGUGCGGCCGCAGCGGCCAGGACAGCGGCUUCGGCAGCGACUCGGCCCGCAUCCGCAUCGUCCAGAUCGAGCAGCAGAGCGGCGCCAGCCACCACCGCAUCGCCCGGCCCUCCCGCCACUCCACCAUCACCAAGAACCUCAGCUUCAUCCCCUUCGACGUCUUCCUCACCGCCAGCCGGCUGUCCGUCAUGACCUACGCCUGCUCCAGCCCGCCCAAGGCCUCCGCCGCCGCCCCUGCCGCCGCCGUCCCCUCCACGCCCACCCCAGCCUCGCCCGAGGGGAGGGAGGGCGGAGCGCGGGAGAGGGCGGGGAAGAGUGCCCUGAACCAGGCAGGGAGCCAGACGGACCCGGCCUCCGGCCACGCGCCGCCCCCAGACCCCGCCGCGGACCCCGCCCCCCACGUGCCUCUGGCCAGCCUCACCGCCGACGACCUCCUCAACAGCAACACCCAGGCGGUGCCGGGGGCCGGGCCGGGGACCCCGCCCAGGGGCAGCCUGCUCUCCCUGGACAGCCUGGCGGCCCCCAGCCGCUCGUCGGCCAGGCAGGCGCUGGGCGUGACGGUGGUGAGGCAGCCGGGGCGGAGGGGGGCGGGGGACGCCCUCCUGGAGCCCCUGCUCCACCUCCAGGUGGCGCAGCCCUCGGCGCUGGUCAGCUGCCACCACCGGCGCCAGAGGGCGGAGCUGUCCGUGUUCGACCUGGCGCUGCGCGGCGUGCCCUCCCACUACCAGUGUCAGGACGCAGGAAAGACCCUGCCCGAGGCCCUGGACUACAGUGUGUGCUGGCUGCAGACAGUAGCUGGAGAGACUGACAGUAAGACAGGCAUCCCCCCUCCUCUGCUCUCACUCCACAUCAAAGACUUCCUCAACGGACCAGCUGAGCUGAGUGUGGAGCUGAGCAGGCCCCUGAAGGUGAACCUGACCCUGGCCAAGCUGGAGCAGGCCAAGGCCUACCUGGAGAAGGUCCUCCCACACCACCAGCUCUGGGGGGGCUCCGCGCCCCCCUCCGCCUCCACCACCCCCCACUCCUCCCCCGGCAAGGCCCCCAGGACCCCCCCGCGGCCGGACGCCCCCGGAGGCCUGGGGGCCCUGGUUCACUUCCACAAGGUGGCCCUCCGCACCACCCAGAUGAUGGUUGUCAUGGAGACGGAGGCCCACCCGGCGAGGCCUAGCGUGACGGUGACGGUGUCGGCCAUGACGGGCAGCAUGAACGCGAAGACCGGACCCAGGCUGGAUGACCUGAUCCAGUGGGCCUCGGUGCUGCUGGAGUUCCAGGACGUGCUGGUGCGGACGGGCCUGAAGGAGAGGAGCCGUCUGCUGCUCGGCCCGUUCUCGUGCAGCGCCGCCCUGGAGGCCCGGUGGUGUCGGCACAGCGGCAGCCCGGGACCCGAGCCUGGGGAGCCCAAACUGCUGCUGGACCUGAAGGGAGGCCUGCUACAGGUGUUCUGGGGCCAGGAGCACCUCAACUGUCUGCGGCUGGUCCAGGAGCACCUGCAGGCCUACCUCCAGAGGGGGGCCCCCGCGGGGCCCGAGGAGCCCUGCCAGGCCCAGCCGCCCCCCUCCCCCGGACCGCACGGCCCCAGGACGGAGCUCAGCUCCGACGACCUCCGCACUGGCCUCUUCCAGUACAUCCAGGACACAGCCUCCCAGAGACUCCCAGGCUCCUACGAGGUGGUGUUCUACAGCGAGACGGAGGACGUGCCCGGGGUCAUGCUAUGGAGGUACCCGGAGCCCCGGGUCCUGACCUUCGUCCGGAUCACCCCGGUGCCCUUCAACACCACCGAGGACCCCGACAUCAGCACGGCCGACCUGGGGGACGCCCUGCAGGUUCCCUGCAGUCUGGAGUACUGGGAUGAGCUCCAGCAGGUCUUUGUGCCCUACCGGGAGUUCAGCCUAUCAGAGAGCAGCGCCUGCGAGCUGCAGCUGCCCAGCGUCAGCUUGACCAAUGAGAAGAAGGACCUGGUGGCGUCCGACCUCUGGAGAAUCGUCCUCAACCACAGCGGCACGGACGCAGGGGACGAGCAGAGUUCGGACAGUGAGUCUGGCUCCCAGCUGCCCUGUGACCAGCUGGUGUCGCCCACCGCCCUGGCUGCCUGUACCCGCGUGGACUCCUGCUUCGCGUCCUGGUUCGUGCCCUCCCUGGGGGUGUCCCUCCAGCUGGCACAGAUGGAGCUGCACCUCUGCCACCACCUGGAGCAGCUGGGCACAGUCCCUCCCCGUCGCCUCCGCCCCUUCCUCCCCGACAGGAAGUUACCUCAGGACCAGGAGUACCUGGUGCUGCGAGCCCAGGAGCCGCGGGCGUUCCUGCGGCAGUGGAGCGGUGGCGCGCGGCGCUGCCAGGAGCUCAGCUUCUCCACGGAGCUGGACUGCCGCCUGCUGGAGUACCGGAACCUCACCCUGCUGCCCCUCCUCCGGCCCGUCCUCCUCCAGGGCCAGGCGGCCGCCACGCGCCUCCCCGACCCCCACGGAGGCCCCGCCAACACCCUGCUGGACGGCAACGUGUUUGUGGACCCCGUGUUGGUCAACGUCAGCCAGUACAGCAUCCACACGCUGGACACCGCCCUGCAGAGCUGGAAACAGAACCAGGCCCCCGGCGCAGAGGAGCUGGUGUACAGCCACUACGUGAUCUGCAACGACACCCACGAGACGCUCCGCUUCGGCCAGGUGGACACGGACGAGAGCGUGCUGCUGGCCAGCCUGCACAGCCACCAGUACAGCUGGCGCUCGCACAAGUCCCCCCAGCUGCUCCACAUCUGCAUGGAGGGCUGGGGGAACUGGCGCUGGUCGGAGCCGUUCAGCGUGGACAACGCCGGGACCCUCCUGAGGACCAUCCACUACAAGGGCCGCACCGCCUCGCUCAUCAUCAAGGUGCUGCAGCUCAGCGGUGUCCUGAAACAGAUCAUAAUCUGUGGGCGCCAGGUGAUGUGCAGCUACCUGAGCCAGGACAUGGAGCUGCGCGUGGUGCAGCACUACGUGGGGGCGGACGGGCAGACGGUGGUGCGCGAGCACCAGGCCUGCCUGCAGGGCGGCGCCAAGCUGCCCUCCUACGUCCUGGAGGACGCCGAGAUGACGGAGCUGUGCGUGCGCGCGCGCGGCGACGAGGACUGGUCCCAGGACGUCCGCCUGGAGAGGAAGGAGAGGGGCGGAGCCAGUGCCGUGGUUCAGGUGCCUUGUUCCAGUGGGUCUCUGCUCUAUGUCUGGUGCACCCUCAUCACCAUGGAACGCGACACACACAUGCAACAGAGGCUGGUGGUGUUCAGCCCGUUGUUCAUCAUGAGGAGCCACCUGCCUGACCCAGUCAUCCUCCAUGUGGAGAAGAGAAGCCUCGGUCUCAGCGACACCCAGGUGAUCGAGGGCCAGGGCCACGAGGAGCCCCUGCUCAACACUGAGGCCGACCUCACACACCACCUCACCUUCCAGGCCAGGGAGGAGGAGGAUGCGUCCCAUUGUGCUGUACCCAUCUCCACCAGCCUGAUCAGGCAGAUGGUGAACAAGGCCGGAGAGGAGGAGCCUUCAGAGGACCUGCUGGCUGACUUCUACGGCCUGAAGACCCAACAGCAGGCCCCCUGGCCCUACGUCAGCAAGGACACAGACAGGUCUGGUGCUGGAGAGGCGGUGGCCCAGUGGGACAGCCCCAUGCAGGUGAAGCUGUCAGCCUGGCGGCGGGGCCUGAACACCCUGCUGGUGGAGCUCCUCCCCUGGGCUCUGCUGGCCAACCACUCCCUGUGGGACCUGUGGCUGUUCGAGGGGGAGACCAUCAUCCUGCAGAUCCCCGCCGGCAGGGUCCUAGUGCCCCCCAACUUCAAGGAGGCCUUCCAGAUCGGGAUCUACUGGGCCCAGACCAAUACGGUCCACAAGUCGACGGCCCUGAAGCUGGUCCACGACCUCACUUCCCCCCGCUGGAAGGAAGGCCCCACCCAGGAGGUGCUCCCUCUGGAUGAGGAGGGCUACGUGGACGCCGAUGUCCCCCUGGGGGGCGCGGCUGGGGGGCAGAAGGUGUGCCAGUUCUGCGUGUCCUCCGGGGUCAGACAUGGGGUCCAGAUCCUGCAGAUCGAGGACAGGACCGUCCUGGUCAACAACACACCCUACACCGUCCACUACAGACCCCUGCUGUCUCGCUCUCCCGUGGGAGGAGACCAGGCCUGUGAUCUCCCAGAGACGGAAGGGUUCACCCUGGCCCCGGGUGAGGAGGGUGCGCGGCCCAGCCCCUGCUCCGUGCCCUGCUGGGACCUGCUCCGCCCCAGCCACCAGGGGGAGCUAGACUCCCCUCUCCCCCUCAGGCACAUACUCUUCAGCUGCGUGCCCAGGGACGAGCCUGGAGCCUGGAGCCUCCCCGCCCCUAUACGAGCCGACUUCCCCAGGCAGAGCGUCCCGGUCCCUGGGGACACGUGCGGAAGCGCUGGCCUGGCCACCAGGGCAUUGGUGCUGACCCACCAGGAGCACCAGGGUGUGACCUACCUGACCCUGAGCGAAGACCCCUGUCCUCGUAUGAUCGUCCACAAUACGUGUCCCAUCCCCCUGCUGCUGAAGGAGAGCCUCAGAGAGCCCCCCAGGACAGAGCUGUUCUGCAGGGCCCUGCCAGCCAGCUGCUCCGUGCACCACGAGCUCUACCAGCCGGCUGCCUGCUUUCCAGACUGUCGCCUCAGAGAAGCCCUGCCCCCGCUGCUGCUGCGCACCACUACGCACGCACACACCGACUGGACCGACCCCCUGGACAUCAACAGCCCUGGGACGCAGGUGGUGUUCCUCUCAGGGUUUGGCUGUCUCUACAUCCAUGUGGUCCAGCAGAGUGGCACCACCAUCCUCACCCUGGCACCAGAGGGCAGCGUUGACUCGGUCAUCAGCCAACACAACAGGAUGUCCAAUCAGAAGCUAGCCUUCCGGGUGCUGCUGAGUGAGGCCAGUGUGGCGCUGAAUGAUGACAUCACCAGCCCCCAGGGUUCCGUGGAGCUCCUGCGUCUGACCCUGUCCAGGCUGCUGGUGAACGUGGCUCCGGCCCAGUCUGAGCUGGACCCCACGGGGCUGGGGCUGGGGGGUCGUGGGGGGGCCGCAGAGGCAUGCCAGGUGGAGGUCUACUGUGCCAGCCUUCAGGUGGACAACCAGCUGUACAACCGCGCUAGCUUCCACUUCCCCGUGCUGCUGUGCCAGGAGGAGCGGGCACAGCCGGUGGCGUGGAGCAGCGAGGCCAACCCCACCGUGUCCACGGCGGCGCUGGAGGAGUACGUGAGCAGCUGCUUCCUGACGCUGGGGCUGAUCCUGGCGCCGGACGGACGCACGCUGGACCAGGUGACCUUCCAGCUGCAGCCAGCUCGUGUCUACCUGGAGGACACCUUCGUCUACUACAUCAAGACUCUGUUCCACACCUACAUCCCUAACUCCGCCCUGGCCGCCGCCCCGCCCCCGCCCGGUUCCCCCGACCCCAGGGCCCCCGUCCUCCCUGAGCCGGUGCUGCACGGCCUCCAGGCACUGCUGUGGCCCCUGCGGCUCCAGAGGCUGGCCAUCCAGCCGGUCAGCCUGCUGGUCAGCAUCCACGCCUCCCUGAAGCUGUACAUCGCCUCGGACCACACCCCCCUGGCGUUCUCGCUGUUUGAGAGGAACUCGCUGUGCACCACCCCCAGACAGCUGGUUCACGCACUCGCCAUGCACUACGCCGCUGGGGCCCUCUUCAGAGCUGGCUGGGUGGUGGGGUCUCUGGAGAUCCUGGGCAGUCCUGCCAGUCUGGUCCGCAGCAUCGGGAACGGCGUGGCCGACUUCUUCCGUCUGCCGUACGAGGGCCUGACCCGCGGGCCCGGAGCCUUCGUCACCGGGGUCUCCCGGGGAACCACCUCCUUCGUCAAACACAUCUCCAAAGGUACACUGACAUCCAUCACCAACCUGGCCACCAGCCUGGCCAGGAACAUGGACCGCCUCUCCCUGGACGAGGAGCACUACACCAGGCAGGAGGAGUGGAGGAGACAGCUGCCUGAGAGCCUGGGGGACGGGCUGAGACAGGGGCUGUCCCGCCUGGGCAUCAGCCUGCUGGGGGCCAUCGCUGGCAUCGUGGACCAGCCCAUGCAGAACUUCCAGCGGACGUGGGAGGCGCCCAACUCGGCGGGCAGCACGGCCCGCGGCGUCAUCUCCGGAGUGGGGAAAGGCAUUGUGGGAGUUUUCACCAAGCCCAUCGGAGGAGCGGCCGAGCUGGUCUCCCAGACGGGAUACGGUAUCCUUCACGGAGCAGGACUGUGGCAGCUGCCUAAACAGCUGUACCUCCCCGUAGAAGGCAAGUCAGCCCUGGCCCCCAACAGCCACGUCAAAUACGUCUGGAAGAUGCUCCAGUCCCUGGGGCGCCCGGAGGUCCACAUGGCGCUGGAGGUGGUCAUCGUGAGCGGGUCGGGCCAGGAGCACGCGGGCUGCCUGCUGCUGACCGGGGAGGUCCUGUUCGUGGUGAGCCUGAGUGAGGACACCCAGCAGCAGGCCUUCCCCGUCACUGAGGUGGCCUGCCAGCAGGAGCCCUGCCUGGGGGGCCAGGAGCCCCACAGCCCGGGGGGCCAGCUCACCCUCACCCUGCAGCAGGCCAGGAUCACCAGCGACGCUGAGGGCGACGGUGGUCGCGAGCGUCUGUCGGAGCUGCAGUACCGCCGCCUGGUGGACUACGUGAGCAGGGCGUCCCAGUACCUGUCUCCGUCCAGCGCCUCGCUCCACGCCCAGCCCCCCGUCACCAUGGCCGAGCCGCCGCCCACCGUCAGCAAGAGCUACCGCUACCUGGUGGAGCCCGCCGCCGCCACCGUGUUCGUCAGCAAGUUCACCAUGGUGAAGAACAAGGCGCUGCGAGUCGGCUUCCACUGACACACACGGCUUGUGGAUUCACAAACGGCCUUUCGUUGAAUGUUUAGAUGCCUGGGACUUGUUUAUGCAAUACAACAUAGAGAGCCA